UGGGGUUUCCCAGGGCAGCAUCACAAACGAAGGCAAAGGCCACAUCCCUCCCAAUUUCUGUGACUUACUCUCGGAUCUUCUUCUCGGAGCCGUCUCUGCCGGGGUCAUAGACUCCUUUGGGAAGGUGCUGGAUGAGGCCGAUCCUCUGCGCUAUCCGGAUCUGCUCCUCUUCCGUCAGCUGCGUGGCCAGGCGAGUCUGGCUCGGCGUGGGGUGAUACACAGGAACAGGCACCUGCUCCUGAUAUGGCGGCGGCGGCUCCUGAUCCGGCUCAGCCCCGUCUCCGUAGCUGGCUCUGUCCGACUGGGACUCGUGCAGCAGCGAGAUGUCAUCCGAGGUGGGGGACUUGAGGCAGUUCCCCAUCUUCCCGGGGGGAGCGCGGCCCCCCCUCCGCCUCCUCCCGCUCCGGCGGCGGAUCCGCGCCCUCAGCCUCCCCGCCGCAGCGCGCAGCCCGCAGCCGCCCCGCCGGGGAGGCUCAUGCCAGCCCCGGCCCUAAGCGGCUUAGCAGCAGCAGCAGCCCGGCCGCCUCCCGCUCCUCUCCGCUCCGCAGCCGCCCCGACCCCCGAGCCGGGGGGGCGGCAGGACGGGCCUCCCACCCCCCGUGGGGCAGCGGGCUCCGGUGGGUCCGCCCGCCCCGCGGCUGCCCGGCGCGGUUCUGCUUCCCGGUCACCAGCUCCCUGCGCACUGAGCUUUGUCGCACGGGCCGCCCUGGCUCCUCCUCUCACCCCUCCCCGCCGGGCCCGGGGAGCAGCCGUGGGGCCUUGCUCGGCUCCGCGCCCCCGGCCCCGCCGCGGGGACAGCCCUGCCCGCCCCCGGCGGGACGAGGCGGGACGGGACAGGACGGACUGGGGGGACCCGGCCGCCUGCUGGSCUCCCCCGGCCCCAAAAUGGUGGGAGCCGCUUCGCUCCGCCCCUGAGCGCGGUGUUUGUUUGUGUUCCGGGCAUGGCGGAGCCAGCGGCCGCUCGGGCCCGGUGGGGCGGGACGGGMCGGGACGGGGCGGCAGCAGCGGGGAUCCCCCGGACCCCCCGACCCACCUCGGCUUGGGGGGGUUUGGGCGAGGCCCAGGGACCUUCCCGAGGGUUCCCCCGCGGGCGGGUCCCCAGGCAGGGAAGGGGGUUCCCUGUGCUGGCCGCUGGCGUGACCCGGGGGGCACGGUCAGUGUAGGGACAGGGCACUGA
This is a messenger RNA of Malurus melanocephalus (red-backed fairy wren), 1177 nucleotides long. Its product is annotated as translation initiation factor IF-2-like. The record is from RefSeq and is a predicted model, not a curated record. Lineage: Eukaryota; Metazoa; Chordata; Aves; Passeriformes; Maluridae. Bases 476 to 1177 code for a protein of 233 amino acids. The transcript has 2 exons.